GUCGUUUCGUUUUACAUCCAUUCCUGUAUAUAAUCCCGAGUUUCAUACGUAAACUCAUUAUAAUACACUUAUAGGAUUGUGACCAGAUUUUGGGUCAUAUACUGUAUCUUGAAUCAGGAUUGGUAAAUCGUGCUGUCAGUUUGUUAAAAGAUAAUAAUGCCAUCGCCUGUGGAAGUCAUCGUAGUUGGAGCUGGAAACAGAGGAGAAAAUUAUUCAGAGUAUGCUAGGAUUUUUCCUGACCGCAUGCAGGUGGUUGGAGUUGCUGACCCCAGAGAGUUUGUUCGAAAGAAACUUCAAGCACGUCACAAAGUACCUGAUCAAAACACAUUUAAAGAUUGGCAUUGUGUAGCAGAAAGAGAGAAGUUUGCAGAUGCAGUGUUGAUCUGCACUCCUGAUCGCCUUCACAAGGACCCUGCAGUGGCAUUAGCUAAGAAAGGCUACCAUAUAUUGCUGGAGAAACCAAUGGCUGUAACAGAGCAGGACUGCACAGAGAUUGUAGAAGCUAUCAUUCAGAAUGGCGUUAUAUUUGCUGUGGGCCAUGUUCUCCGAUACAACCCUGUCAUUCACAAAAUAAAGCUGCUGAUUGACAGUGGAGUGGUUGGAGAUGUCAUCCACAUUCAGCACUUGGAACCGGUGGGGUUCUAUCAUUUUGCUCACUCCUUUGUCAGAGGGAACUGGAGAAACGAGGCAGAAAGCUCUUUCGCGCUGUUAGCCAAAUCCUGCCAUGAUCUGGAUCUGAUUCACCACUGGGCUGGAGGACGAAGGUGUAUCAAAGUUUCAUCAUUUGGGUCGCUUAGCCACUUCACAAAAGAGAACAAGCCAAAAGAGGCUGCAAAUCGCUGUUUAGACUGUCCUGUAGAGGGAGAUUGUGCAUACUCUGCAAAGAAAAUCUACUUGGAUCGAGUGAAAAAGGGUGCUGUUGGCUGGCCAGUGUCAGUGAUUUGUUCCAACUCACUUCCUGAUAUUGAAUCAGUGACUGAAGCCCUCAGAACAGGACCUUAUGGCCGCUGCGUCUACGACUGUGACAACGAUGUGUGCUCAAAUCAGGUAGUGAAUAUGGAGUUUGAAGGAGGCUUGACUGCCGCAUUCACCAUGGUUGCAUUUACAAAGGAAAUAUGUGAACGCAAAACUACUAUCUAUGGUAGUAAGGGCGAACUCUCCUGUGAUGGACAUGAGAUCACAGUGUUCGACUUCCUUACCAAUAAAACCACAAAGCACACCUCAGAUGGGACUGUUCCGGGCAACUUUGCCAAAGGAGGUCACGGCUGUGCAGAUUUUCAUCUAAUUGAUUCCUUCAUUUCAGCCGUGACAAAUGGAGACCCAACUAUGAUCAGGUCAGGUCCCAUGGAGACAUUAGUAAGCCAUAAACUAGUGUUUCAGGCUGAACGUGCCCGUUUGGAAAACAGAGUCGUGUUCUGUGAGAAUCCGUGUGAUGGAGAGAGCAGAUGAGUGUAUAGGAGAAACAAAUCUGCAGGUUAUGGAUUUGUUUUAUUAUACUCUAUGAAUUUAAACUGUGUUGAUCUAGACGUUCUUGCUGUAAACGCUUUUGUCAUUGUGAUUUUCAAAUGCCGUCCAGAUGUCAUGCUUUUUAAAUGAAUGUAAUCAUGUCUGUUUUAUUCAGAUGAGUUAUAAAACAGUAAAUGUUGAAUUCCAUUUAAUGUAGCUAAAAAUACUUGAAUGUAUUAAUAUACUAUCUUUUUUACCUAGCUUUAGUUGUGUAAUU
Molecule: messenger RNA, 1723 nt
Organism: Danio aesculapii
Lineage: Eukaryota; Metazoa; Chordata; Actinopteri; Cypriniformes; Danionidae
Exons: 14
Coding region: 157-1449 (430 amino acids)
Molecular function (GO): nucleotide binding
Source: RefSeq, a predicted model, not a curated record